AUGAGCCAGAACCUGUCGGAGGCCGACCAGAAGGAGUUGAGCACGUUUCUUGACUCGGAACAAUCUAAAGCACGCAUGCAGUCGACUGUGCAUGCCUUCACGGAGCGCUGCUGGGACCAAUGCAUCACUUCGUCCAUUGGCUCGCACUUUGGUCGUGGUGAGGAGGCUUGCCUGAGCAAUUGUGUGGAACGCUUCCUGGAUACUUCUUUGUUCAUCGUCAAGAAGCUCGAGAGCCAGCGCGACCUUGCUGCAUAA
This is a messenger RNA of Malassezia restricta, 255 nucleotides long. RefSeq names its product mitochondrial import inner membrane translocase subunit TIM8. The record is from RefSeq and is a predicted model, not a curated record. The transcript is spliced from 3 exons. Bases 1 to 255 code for a protein of 84 amino acids. NCBI's taxonomy places the organism in Eukaryota, Fungi, Basidiomycota, Malasseziomycetes, Malasseziales, Malasseziaceae.